This is a messenger RNA of Anisakis simplex (herring worm), 201 nucleotides long. The record is from the annotation of a GenBank genome assembly. Lineage: Eukaryota; Metazoa; Nematoda; Chromadorea; Rhabditida; Anisakidae.
AUGUGCGAUCAAUUCAUUGGUGGACAGUAUCAGCAGGAUGGUGCCGAGAAUUUAAACGAGUAUAUGGAGGCGAAAGGUGAGUUGUGUGUGAAAGCUGCGAAAUUUGUUGCGAAAAAUCACCUGAAUUUGAAAUUUUUCCGAAAUUUUUGGGUGCACCUUGGAUGGGGUACCAUGGCUGGUGCGAAAAUUGAUCACCGGUAA